AUGCACGUGGUGGGCCUCAUCAGCGGUGGCAAGGACUCCGUUUGGAACUUGCACUACUGCGAGCAGUUCGGGCAUGAGAUCGUCUGCGUCGCAAACCUCGCCCCCCCAGAUGGGGUUACUGAGCUGGAUUCCUACAUGUACCAGACCGUCGGCUCUGAGCUCGUGGAGACCAUGGCCUCUGCCAUGGGUCUGCCCCUGGUCCGGCGUUCUAUCACGGGAGCACCCACCAAUGUCGACUCGAGCGUUUACGCUCCCCAAGAAGGCGACGAGGUCGAAGAUCUCACGCUGCUGUUGCAGGAGGUCCUGGAGGCAUACCCAGACGUGAAUGCGGUGAGCUGUGGGGCCAUUCUGAGCGACUACCAGCGCUGCCGUGUGGAGCAUGUUUGUAGUCGACUGGGCCUGAAAGUGUUGGCCUUCCUGUGGCGACAGGAUCAGUCCUUGCUUCUGGAGCAGAUGAUCGAAGGGCAGCUGGAUGCACGAAUCGUGAAGGUUGCCUGCAUGGGGCUGGAUGAGCGCCACAUCGGCAAAUCCAUCCUCUCGGCGAAUUUUUCUGCUCACAUCAUGGCCCUGGGGAAGAAGUGGGGCGUGCACGUUUGUGGCGAAGGUGGCGAGUACGAAAGUGCAGUCUUCGAUGCACCCAUCUACAGAAGUGGACGGCUUUGCCUGCCCGAAGGUGCUGUGGAGGCCGUUGCCCAUCCCUCGGGCGAGGGAGAUGGUGUGGCGCUGAUGCAGCUGAGGGAACUGCCUACACUGGAGGAAAAGGGGCAGGAGGAGGCUUCGACCGGGAGGUUCGAAGUUCUGGAGGUCUACGACUCCUUGCAGUACUACCACAACACCUUCCCGCGCCUUCCACGUGAGCACGUACCGCAGUUUGUAGCACCCGAGGACUCCUCGUGCUGGUGUCCGUCCUCGCCUUCCUCCGGGCCAGCUCCAGGAGGAGUUCCUCCGGGUGCUGACUUCGGCUCUUCUGGGCCGAGGCUGAGGAGCCUCGGCCACACGGAGCUUCUCGGAAGCUCCUCCUUGGACGCGCGGUCCAUGCAGCUCGGCGCAGCAGGAGACAAAGCUUCUCCUGCCGAACAGUGUGGCUUGGUGCUCACAGCAGCGGAGGAGUGGCUGCGGGCGCAGAAGCGAUCCUUAGAGGACGUCGCCUUUGCGGAAGUGCAGGUGUCUGAUAUGGCUUGCUUCGACUCCGUCAACCAGGAGUACAGUAGGCAUUUUACGUCGAAUCCCCCUGCACGGGUUUGCAUCGAAACUUCUCUGCCGGAAGGGAUCCACGUGCGCUUCCGGCUCCUCCUGCGAGCUGCCGAAGGUCCUCCGAGCAGUCGGGAUGCCUUACGCGUGCAGUCCAUCUCCACAUGGGCGAUGGCAUGCAUUGGCCCGUACUCUCAGGCGCAGCGGGUCGCUGGGCGACUACUCUCCUCUGGGGUCUUGGGCCUCGUGCCUCACUCCAUGACUUUGCCAUCGGCAGAGGCUGCCGGCAACAUAAGGUUCUCUGAAGGCGACGAGGACGCAGCCGCGGAUGCGCUUCACACCGCUCCCACGCAACUGGAGGACGAACUGUGGAUCCUAAUGCGCUCUCUGGCGCACGUGCUGCAGGUGAUGGGCAGUGACUUCCGCGACGCGCAGCUGGCGCAGGUUUAUGUGGCUGGAGCUGGAGCAGGCUCCGCUGCCGAGCUUUGUGCCCACGUCCUGGCCUACAUGCGGCGCGCAUCGCCUGAAGCACAGCCGCGCCUUUGCUUCGCGGAGGUUCCAAGGCUGCCGAAGGGCGGAUGUGUGGAGAUUGCCCUCACCUGCGAUGCCUCGGAAGCAGCCUCGUCUUUUGCAGUGGCCGAGGCCGUCUCGAACUCUGAUUUGCCAUCGCUGCGCGCUGCAGCGACGCAGUGCCUGUCGUCCCUUUGCAAAGCUGUCAGUCGGAUCGAUGCCCUGCAAGUACAGUACGGGCCGUCCAGCGAUUUGGAGCCGCUUCUUCAAGAAGCAGUGCAGGCAGCGCUGUCUGCAGUGUGUCCUGGUUGGGGUGCCGACUGCGCCCUGUCCUGGAUGCCAGUGCUUUCCUUGGGCCUGGCGGACGCAUCAAGCUCCACUGGUCAAGUCCAGUUGCGGCUUAUUGGUUUCCUCGCAGCGGAUUCGGCGAGCUGA
Molecule: messenger RNA, 2136 nt
Organism: Symbiodinium sp. CCMP2456
Lineage: Eukaryota; Dinophyceae; Suessiales; Symbiodiniaceae
Source: the annotation of a GenBank genome assembly